AUGCUGCGCGUCUGGACCGUUUCGGGAGAGGAGCUCGCUGCACUGCCUGUGGAGGAGCAGUCGGAUGUGCGUUCCCUGAAGCGGCAUCUUCAGCAAUUCCACGGGUUGCCACGUUUCCGGCAGAGACUGCUGUGUAACGGCAGCAGCCUGGAUGAUGAUGCAAGGUUGGUCGCACCCGUGGACCUCCAAAUCGUACUGCUGCCGUUCUGCCACUCCGCACAAGAGCAAGUUGAAGAGCUCAUAGACCUGGCAAAGCGUGGCAGCCUUUUGCAAGUUGAGGAGGUCCUGCAGCGUCCACAGGAUCCCAACUUGGCUGUGCCAAACGCCUGCUGGUUCUUGCAGUCGCCCUGUGACUCAGCCAACCCACUCCUUGCAGCCGUCGAGAACGGCGAUGUGCCGAUGGUGAGCCUGCUGCUGGAAGCCCGUGCUUCUGUGACCGAGGAGAUUGCUGACGUUGCAGCCUCUGACCUUCAACUUGUGAGUGUGCUCUUGGAUGCUGGUGGACCUGGCACAGGCCGAUGCCUUUACCAUGCAUCUUCGCAAGGUCGCGUUGAACUUGUGAGGCGGUUGCUGGAAGCCGGAGCCGACGAAAGCUACCUGCACUUUGAAGAAACUAGGUUCAAGUUUCACAGUACAUCCCCAAGACGGUCGCAGCCAGUCGGCACACCGCUCUCCGUUGCAUCUGGGCAGCGCCAUCUGGAAGUUGUGCAACUUCUGUUGGAGGCUGGUGCUGACCAGCAUGAGGCCACCCUUGCAGGAACACCUUUGUACGUGGCUUGCUCAGCAGGCCACACGCAGAUUGUACAGCUUCUAUUAGAGGCUGGUGCCGACGAGCACUUUGGAACUGAAACAGAGACACCUCUUUAUGUCACCUCUUUGAAAGGUCAUGCCGAGGCCGCACGCUGCCUGCUGAACUCAAGUGCUGACGUCAACACAGGCAACGGAAAAGAGACGCCGUUAUACGCAGCGGCUUCAAGGGGACACGUGGAGACAGUACACGUGUUGCUGCAGGCCGGCGCUGACAGGCAUAGAGGUAGAGUCGCCGACAUGCCCUUACAUGCGGCGAAAUGCAAUGGCCACACGGAGGUGGUGCAUCUUUUACAGGGCACCUGGCAGGCUGCGAUAAGUUUCCAAAAGCUGUUCAGAGUCAUGAUGCCGCUUACGGUUUGUGCUGUGAUCUUGGGAGUACGAUGGCCUUCUGCAUGGAAGCUGGCGAGAGCUGUUUUUCGGCAUCGUCAAAGCUGGAUCGGUCGGAUGUGGACCCGAAUGCUGCUGAAUCUGUCGAUAAAAGCAGAGUCCGCUGCAGAGGCCCUUGAGAAGACGAUCCGAGAUCCUGCCAGGCAGCCCCACAUCAACCUAACCUCUUCAAACAUGGCAUCAAGAUGUGAUGACGUGCCAACGACCACAGCCGGCCGGCUUGUGGCAAUCUGCACGUUCUAUGCCGGCGUUGUGCUUGUCGCGAUUAUGCUGACGAUCGUCGGCGGCGCAUUCGCAGCUCAUUACCCGAAGUGGAUCAAGAACAACAAAGGCAAGGAUACCGGUGCUGUGAGCUUCCGCAAAUCCACCGUCAUACCAUCAGGCGAGAAUCGUUGA
Molecule: messenger RNA, 1593 nt
Organism: Symbiodinium sp. CCMP2592
Lineage: Eukaryota; Dinophyceae; Suessiales; Symbiodiniaceae
Source: the annotation of a GenBank genome assembly